GAGCGGGUGUCCGUGCGCCGGCCUCGCCGAGACCACAGACACCCGCAGCCGGCCGCGCAGUGCCACGCCACGCCGGACCCCGAGCGGGAAGCCAGGCUGCGCGCGUCCAGCCGCGGCGCGGGGAGAGCCCGGAGGCGGGGGCCGGCAGGAGGACAGCGGCUGCAGGGCGGCCGGGGAGCAUGCCCACGCAGCCCAGCUGAAUGGCGCCUUCUCUGCGACCCCUCGCCCGGCUGCGACCGCCAGGGAUGCUGCUCCGCGCGCUCCUGCUCCUGCUGCUCCUCGGCUCCGGUCCAGGAGUGUGGUGCUUUAGUGAACUGUUUUUUAUAAAAGAACCACAGGAUGUAACUGUCACAAGAAAGGACCCAGUCGUUUUAGAUUGCCAGGCUCAUGGAGAAGUUCCCAUUAAGGUCACAUGGUUGAAAAAUGGAGCAAAAGUGUCUGAAAAUAAACGGAUCCAGGUCCUGUCUAACGGCUCGUUAUACAUCAGUGAAGUGGAAGGCAAGCGAGGAGAGCAGUCUGAUGAAGGAUUUUAUCAGUGCUUGGCAGUGAACAAAUAUGGAGCCAUUCUUAGUCAAAAAGCACAUCUUACGUUGUCAACUAUUUCUGCAUUUGAAGUUCAGCCAGUUUCUACUGAGGUCCAUGAAGGUGGAGUUGCUAGAUUUGCAUGCAAGAUUUCUUCAAACCCUCCUGCAAUCAUAACAUGGGAAUUCAAUCGGACAACCCUACCUGUAACUUUGGACAGGAUAACAGCCCUACCAACAGGAGUAUUGCAGAUCUAUGAUGUUGGCCAAAGGGAUGCUGGAAAUUAUCGUUGUGUUGCUGCUACUGUGGCCCAUAGACGUAAAAGUAUGGAGGCCUCUCUAACAGUGAUUCCAGUUGAAGAGUCUAAUUCCUUCUACACACCAACCAUUAUAGCAGGCCCACAGAACAUAACAACGUCUCUUCAUCAGACUGUUGUUUUGGAAUGCGUGGCCACGGGAAAUCCUAAACCAAUCAUUUCUUGGAGCCGCCUUGAUCAUAAGUCCAUUGAUGUCUUUAACACUCGGGUACUUGGAAAUGGUAAUCUCAUGAUAUCUGAUGUCAGACUGCAACAUGCUGGAGUGUACGUUUGUCGGGCCACAACCCCAGGCACACGCAACUUUACUGUUGCUAUGGCAACUUUAACUGUAUUAGCUCCUCCUUCAUUUGUUGAAUGGCCAGAAAGUUUAACAAGGCCUCGAGCUGGCACUGCUCGAUUUGUAUGUCAAGCAGAAGGAAUCCCCUCACCCAAAAUGUCAUGGUUGAAAAAUGGGAGGAAGAUACAUUCUAAUGGUAGAAUUAAAAUGUACAACAGUAAAUUGGUAAUUAACCAGAUUAUUCCUGAAGAUGAUGCCAUUUAUCAGUGCAUGGCUGAAAACAGCCAAGGAUCUAUUUUAUCUAGAGCCAGACUGACCGUAGUAAUGUCGGAAGACAGACCCAGUGCUCCCUACAAUGUGCAUGCUGAAACCAUGUCAAGUUCAGCCAUCCUUUUAGCUUGGGAGAGGCCACUUUAUAAUUCAGACAAAGUCAUCGCUUAUUCUGUGCACUAUAUGAAAGCAGAAGGUUUAAAUAAUGAAGAGUAUCAAGUAGUCAUUGGAAAUGACACAACUCAUUAUAUUAUUGAUGACUUAGAACCUGCUAGCAAUUACACUUUCUACAUCGUGGCAUAUAUGCCAAUGGGAGCCAGCCAGAUGUCUGACCACGUGACGCAGAAUACUUUAGAGGAUGUUCCCUUGAGACCUCCUGAAAUUAGUUUGACAAGUCGAAGUCCUACUGACAUCCUCAUCUCCUGGCUGCCGAUCCCAGCCAAGUAUCGGCGGGGCCAAGUGGUCCUGUAUCGCCUGUCCUUCCGCCUCAGUACUGAGAAUUCCAUCCAAGUUCUGGAGCUCCCAGGGACCACACAUGAGUACCUUCUGGAGGGCUUGAAACCUGAUAGUGUCUACCUGGUGCGGAUCACUGCUGCUACCAGAGUGGGGCUGGGAGAGUCGUCAGUGUGGACUUCACAUCGGACACCCAAAGCCACAAGUGUGAAAGCCCCUAAAUCUCCAGAGUUACAUUUGGAGCCUCUGAAUUGUACCACCAUUUCUGUGAAGUGGCAGCAAGAUGCUGAGGACACAGCAGCCAUUCAGGGCUACAAACUGUACUACAAAGAAGAAGGGCAGCAGGAAAAUGGACCCAUUUUCUUAGACACCAGUGACCUUCUCUAUACUCUCAGUGGUUUAGACCCCAGAAGAAAAUACCACGUGAGGCUACUGGCUUACAACAACAUAGAAGAUGGCUAUCAGGCAGACCAGACAGUCAGCACUCCAGGAUGCGUGUCUGUUCGUGAUCGCAUGGUUCCUCCUCCACCACCACCCCACCAUCUCUAUGCGAAGGCUAACACCUCAUCUUCCAUCUUCCUGCACUGGAGGAGGCCUGCAUUCACCACUGCACAAAUAAUUAACUACACCAUCCGCUGUAACCCUGUCGGCCUGCAGAACGCUUCUUUGGUUCUAUACCUUCAAACAUCAGAAACUCACAUGUUAGUUCAGGGUCUAGAACCCAACACCAAAUAUGAAUUUGCUGUACGAUUGCAUGUGGAUCAGCUUUCCAGUCCCUGGAGCCCUGUUGUCUACCAUUCUACGCUUCCAGAAGCCCCAGCAGGCCCACCGGUUGGAGUAAAAGUGACCUUGAUAGAGGAUGACACUGCUCUGGUUUCUUGGAAACCCCCUGAUGGCCCAGAGACCGUGGUCACACGGUAUACCAUCUUGUAUGCGUCCAGGAAGGCCUGGAUUGCAGGAGAAUGGCAGGUCCUACACCGAGAAGGGGCAAUAACCAUGGCUUUGCUAGAAAACCUGGUGGCAGGAAAUGUGUACAUUGUCAAGAUAUCUGCAUCAAAUGAGGUGGGAGAAGGACCCUUUUCAAAUUCUGUGGAACUGGCAGUCCUUCCAAAGGAAACCUCUGAGUCAAAUCAGAGGCCCAAGCGUUUGGAUUCUGCUGAUGCCAAAGUUUAUUCAGGGUAUUACCAUCUGGACCAGAAAUCGAUGACUGGCAUUGCUGUGGGCGUUGGCAUAGCCUUGACCUGCAUCCUCAUCUGCAUUCUCAUCCUGAUAUACAGAAGUAAAGCCAGGAAAUCAUCUGCUUCCAAGACGGCACAGAAUGGAACUCAACAGUUACCUCGUACUAGUGCCUCCCUAGCCAGUGGAAAUGAAGUAGGAAAGAACCUAGAAGGAGCUGUAGAAAAUGAAGAAUCCUUAAUGCCAAUGAUAAUGCCAAACAGCUUCAUUGAUGCAAAGGGAGGAACUGAUCUUAUAAUUAAUAGCUAUGGUCCUAUAAUUAAAAACAACUCUAAGAAAAAAUGGCUUUUUUUCCAAGAUUCCAAGAAGACAAAAGUUGAACAGCCUCAAAGAAGAUUUGCUCAAGCGGUCUGCUUUUACCAGCCAGGCACUACUGUGUUAAUCAGCGAUGAAGACUCUCCCAGCUCCCCAGGUCAGACAGCCAGCUUCCCAAGACCCUUUGGUGUUGUAGCUGAUACUGAGCAUUCAGCGAAUAGUGAAGGCAGCCACGAGACUGGGGAUUCUGGGAGGUUCUCCCACGAGUCCAAUGAUGAGAUACACCUGUCCUCAGUUAUAAGCACCACGCCCCUGACCUCCAGUUCCUUUGCUGGCAGUGAUUCAGGUGGAGAUCCCUCAGCGAGGAAGGGUGAAGACCCUGCAGUGCCGCUAGAUGCUGAGCAAAUGUCCCCUUCAGUUCUGCAGCCACCAUCGGCCAUGCUACGCUUUGAUAAGAAUGAUUUUCCAAUCUAGAGAGCCAUGUUCAGGUAUUCUCGCCUUUAAGUCUGUUCCAAGGACAAUGAACAGGGAGCCAAAGCCUUUUGUGAAAAUUUGGAUGUCUUAUUGGGUAUUUCAGCUUUUUUUUUUUUGAAUGUGUUUUGUUUUUUAUUUUUAAACUCACGUAUUUUGAAUGUUUGUCAGCAAUGUGAAAAGACAGUCAAGAUAUUUGACUGGAUUAUAAAAUAUAUCACUGGAGCAAAGGGAAGACUUUUGAAAGCCCCUUUGCUGACUAUCUACCUCAGUUUGCCAGAUGGCAAACUCAGAAGACAACUUAGUUACCUCGUUUAUUGUGAUAGUUUAUCUCAGCUACAUAACCAAUGAUACUUCCUAGUAGCAUUUUGUUUUCAUUGCUGUGUGUGUAGUGUGUGUGAUCAAAGGAGUCAUAUAGGUAUAUGGGUAAGAAUGUUUAUCUGAAGCUCUGAUUUUUUUAAAGAAAGCUGUGACAUCUGCAUGGUUUGGAUAAUUUAAUACCUCUGGCUGUGCAGACUGUCAAACCACAGAGAAGAGAAAAAGUGGGACUGUUGAUUUUAAUGAAUGAUCAAAACAAAGAAAGUGUCUCUCUUUUGAGAAUAGAACUAUUCAGUAGCAUAUAGAGAAUACUAUUGUUUCAAGGGCCUUUAUGUUUUGGGCAUUAGAGUCUGAGUGCUUUAUCUGCUGUAUCUCAACCUCAGCCUGCCUAGAGCCGUGCCUUUUCCCCCUUCCCCUUUGCCUGACAGUUGGCCAAAGGCCGCACUGUGUAGUUUGCAAAGCAUCCUCAAUAUUUCCAGAAUUAGUUGUAAACCUCCAUGCAGAAAACAGAUUUUUAAAGAGAAUCAGUUAGGCUUUUGGUUUUGUUUUUAAUCCCACCUUGGCUUUAAAAAAAAGGGGGGGUAAAGAAAUUUCAUAAAAUUUUAAGAAUAAAGAUAAAUGCAACAGUAGACCAUAAAAUGAA
Messenger RNA from Panthera uncia (snow leopard), 4761 nucleotides. It is a transcript of the gene PRTG, whose product is annotated as protogenin. Gene Ontology annotation, molecular function: protein binding. Gene Ontology annotation, biological process: cell-cell adhesion; axon guidance. NCBI's taxonomy places the organism in Eukaryota, Metazoa, Chordata, Mammalia, Carnivora, Felidae. Bases 201 to 3803 code for a protein of 1200 amino acids. The transcript is spliced from 20 exons. Gene Ontology annotation, cellular component: plasma membrane; axon. The record is from RefSeq and is a predicted model, not a curated record.